GCAUCCUUUCAGUUUUCAGUUUUGACAUCGGCUUUGGCAUUCCGAUCGGAGCGCGUUGCCCCAGAAAGGGAAUAGAUGACGGCAAUGAAAAAUCAUACAUCGGAUUGGAGGGUUAUAGAGCUUCUCCAAAUCCGAUUUUGAUAUCAAACUUUCAGAUAAGUGAUGAAAUCUGAUAAUUCAGAGUCACCGUUUUAUUGUACCAAAUUCUUGUGCAACUAGAGAUAUAACAGGAACCAAGGUUUUUAUAAGGACAUAUGUGCUCUUAAAAUCUUAUCUGAUUCGGAAUUUGUCACUUCCCAUAUUCCCUUUCGCCUCCCUUGAAAUAUUUUUUCAUCUUUCAGUCACAGCACAGGACUACAAAAUUGAAUGAUGCAAAAGAUUUUACAAUUUGCAAGGAAAUCUUCACAGUUUGUUGAUUCCUUGGGGGUGGAAUCAAAAGGUAUUCACAGGUACCUGCCAUCGGAGAGAUACGAUAAAAAUUCAUGGGGCCCCUACAUAUCGACAUUGGGUCUUUGGAUAUCCGGAUGCGGAGGCUUGACGUCGAUGUCUUCAUUCUUUCUUGGACCAUUGAUCUUUGGAUUAGGAUAUAAAGAUACGCUUAUAUGUGGGAUACUAGGCACUCUUUUAGGGUGCUUGGUGGCAGCAUACUGCUCCACAAUGGGCCCACGGUCUGGACUUCGACAAAUGUGCAGUGCAAGAUAUCUAUUUGGUCCAUGGAUGGUCCGAGUGGUUAGCUUAAUCACUAUAAUUGGAUUUCUAGGAUGGAGUGUUACCAACAGUGUUCUUGGUGGUGAAAUAUUGAAAUGGUUGAGUGGUGGGCGCUUAAGUUUGAGUGUUGGUAUUGUCAUUGUCAGUGUAAUGAGUUUAGUGGUUGCACUUUUUGGCAUUGAAUACGUUUUGAAGUUUGAAGGUGUCAUUGGUAUUUUUGUCUUGCUUGUUGUUUUCUUGCUCUAUGUUAUCAGUGGCAAACAGUAUGUUAAGUAUGAAAAUUUGCAAACUUUAGGCGACAGUGGUUUAACCAAGGUGGGAAAUAGAAUUUCUUUUUUCACACUUGCUUAUUCUGUGACUGCUACCUGGGGCGGUUGUGCUGCCGACUACUACAUUAUCUUUCCCGAAGAUGUUCCACAGGUUAAUCUAUUCUUGCUAACUUUCUUUGGGAUUUUUUUACCAACGGUGUUUGGUGCCGUUGUGGGAAUGUUGAUUGGUAACGCGGCAGUUGGAAACGAAUUAUGGAAUGAGACAUAUGCUGAAAAGUCAUUGGGUGGAUUGCUUAACCUUGUUUUCGACAGAUGGGGAAAUUUUGGCAAGUUUUUGAUAGUGGUUUUCUGGUUGUCAUUAAUCACAAACAAUAUCAUCAACAAUUAUUCUAGUGCGUUAUCAGUUCAGUUAUUAGAUGACUUAGCAUACAGAUACCUCAGUAGAUGGUUUAUUGUCAUCAUUAUCUUUGUGAUAACUCUAUUAUGCUCAUUGGUUGGACGGGACCACUUUUCAGAGAUUCUUUCUAACUUCUUACCAAUGUUGGGAUACUGGAUCAGUAUCUACUUCACGUUGUUAAUCGAGGAAAAUGUUAUUUUCAGAUCUACAAGUUUAGUAUCUCUUUUUAGAAAAGAGAUUGUGGGACCAUUAUCGGAAAAUGAAGCCUCCAACAAAUGUCACAAGUUUCCUCCGUUUUCAUCGGUGAACUCGAAACCGUACUACAACUUUGAAGCUUGGAAUGACAAGUAUGUGUUGACAAACGGGAUUGCGGCCACCUUUGGAUUCUGCUGCGGUGUUGCAGGAGCAAUUGUGGGUAUGAACCAAGUAUACUUCAAGGGGCCUAUUUCCAGGUAUGUUGGUGAAGAUGCGGCUGAUCUCGGAACCUUCUUGGCCAUGGCAUUCACUGGUGUAUCGUACCCUCUCGCUAGAUGGCUAGAGUUAAGAUAUUUCAAGAAAUAA
This is a messenger RNA of Pichia membranifaciens NRRL Y-2026, 1935 nucleotides long. RefSeq lists its product as hypothetical. The coding region runs from base 367 to 1935 and encodes 522 amino acids. NCBI's taxonomy places the organism in Eukaryota, Fungi, Ascomycota, Pichiomycetes, Pichiales, Pichiaceae. The record is from RefSeq and is a predicted model, not a curated record. Gene Ontology annotation, cellular component: plasma membrane; fungal-type vacuole membrane. Gene Ontology annotation, molecular function: transmembrane transporter activity. Gene Ontology annotation, biological process: transmembrane transport. The transcript is spliced from 2 exons.